Molecule: messenger RNA, 3867 nt
Organism: Hibiscus syriacus
Lineage: Eukaryota; Viridiplantae; Streptophyta; Magnoliopsida; Malvales; Malvaceae
Product: protein ALWAYS EARLY 3-like
Biological process (GO): DNA-templated transcription; regulation of transcription by RNA polymerase II; regulation of cell cycle
Cellular component (GO): transcription repressor complex; nucleoplasm
Molecular function (GO): DNA binding
Source: RefSeq, a predicted model, not a curated record
CUCCUUCCCUAAUCAAUCUUCAAAUUCCAAUCAUAAACCUCAAAAAUCAAGGGAAAGAGAGAGAGAAAAAAUUGCUCAUCGGAGAAGAAGCUCGCGUUUUACUUGAUCGCUUCUUCAUAUAUGUUGUUCUUCAAUGUUCUCGAUCUGUUUUUUCUUCCGCUGUCUCGGUGACCUCUGAACCAAACAUCACUUAAUCGCGGUGGUGCUUUGAUUAAACAAGCAUAGCUGACCUGAUCUCUAGAACUGGCUUCUUCUGUAGUUGAGGAAGUCCCGCAUGGCUCCGUCUAGGAAAUCUAAAAGUGUAAAUAAGAAGUUUUCUUAUGUUAAUGAAGUUGCUACUAGUAAAGAUGGAGAUAGUAGUUCUAAGAGAAGUGGUAAACGAAAAAGGAAGUUAUCUGACAUGUUAGGGCCUCAAUGGACCAAGGAAGAGCUUGAGCGUUUCUAUGAAGCAUAUCGUAAGUAUGGAAAAGAUUGGAAGAAGGUUGCUACUAUGAUACGCAAUCGAUCCGUGGAAAUGGUUGAGGCACUUUACACUAUGAACAGGGCCUACUUAUCUCUUCCUGAGGGCACUGCUUCGAUGGUUGGACUGAUAGCAAUGAUGACUGAUCAUUAUUCUGUUUUGGGAGGAAGUGAUAGUGAACAAGAAAGCAAUGAGGGCAUGGGAGUUUCUCGGAAACCUCAGAAGCGUAGCAGGGGAAAACUUCGAGACCAGCCUUCUAAAAGUUUAGAUAAGCCGCUUCCAGAUCUAUUGAAAUUUCAUUCAUCUGCAUCAAGUUGCAUGUCACUUUUAAAGAGGAGACGUUCUGAAAGUAGGCCCGUGCUGUUGGAAAAGGACUCCCGUGUUCCUAUCUUUUCUCAUGACAAAAGCAAAGGGGAAAGGUAUUUUUCUCCUAUUCAGCAAGGAAUGAAACUAAAGGCGGAUUCUGUUGAUGAUGUUGCUCAUGAGGUAGCACUAGCAUUGACAGAAGCAUCACAAAGGGGUGGCUCUCCCCAAGUUUCUCGGACACCAAAUAGAAAAGCAGAGACACCAUCACCUGUUAUCAACAGUGAAAGGAUGAAUGCUGACUCAGAAACUACUUGUGCCAAGAUUCACGGUAGUGAAGUGGAUGAGGAUGCUUGUGAAUUAAGCUUAGGAAGCACUGAAGCAGAUAAUGCAGAUUAUGCUAGACAAAACUAUUCCAGGAUUAUAGAAGGCACUGAUACUAUUGAAGUUCAACAGAAGGGUAAAGAUACCUUGAAGGAAGCGGAGGUUGAGGUAAGUGUAAACAACCAUUUGGAAGACACAAAAGAAGCCUGUAGUGGGACUGAAGAAGGACAACAGUUAUGUGAUUUCAAGGGAAAGUUCGAUGCUGAGGUUGCGGAUGCCACUUCUAGAGCCUUGAUUAAGGGUCCAAGGAAAAGAAGUAAAAAAGUGUUGUUUGAAGGUAUGAUAGACACUUCCUUUGAUGCACUGCAAACUCUAGCAGAUCUGUCCUUGAUGCCAGAGACUGCUGACACCGAAUCAUCUGUGCAGUUUAAGGAAGACAAAAAUGAAGUUGAGAAGACUAAACUGAAAGGAAAUCAUCCUGUUCCUGGGGCAAAAGGCAAUGCCUCCAGAACAUCUAGACAUGGAAAAAAAUCUGGUCAUGAUGUUUGUGCUACUCCAGAAGCAAAGGAGGAAACACAACCGGGUAUUGUUGGAAUGCAGAAAAGAAGAAGAUCCUCAACUUAUAAAUCGCAGAUUCCAAAAGAUGAAAAUGAUGAUGAUUCUCAGUUGGGUGAAUCUCCAAACAUCGAGAAUCUUCUUAGCAAAGGUAAACGGUCUAAUAAUAUUGGGCAUCCUAAGCAAGGGAAAUCUUUGAGACCUCCAGAGCAUGCAUCCUCUAGUACGAAUAAAGGAAGGGACUUGAACAAUUCAGCGCCAUCUACUAUACAGGUUUCAUCUGUUAACCAGGUCAAUCUACCGACAAAAGUCAGGAGUAAGCGAAAGAUGGAUGCACAGAAACCAGCAAUUAGGAAGGAUAUACAGUCCUCUGAUAAUAUUGUGAAGGGAAAAACUAGUGUGCAAGUCACUUUAUUCCAUGACAGAGCACUCAAUCUGAAGGAAAAGCUUUGUAACUUCCUAAAUUCAUACCUAGCGCGGAGAUGGUGUAUCUUUGAAUUGUUCUAUAGUACAAUUGAUUACCCAUGGUUUGCUAAACGUGAGUUUGUGGAGUAUUUGGAUCAUGUAGGAUUAGGACAUAUUCCUAGAUUAACUCGUGUUGAAUGGGGUGUAAUACAAAGUUCCCUUGGCAAACCACGGAGAUUUUCCAAGCAAUUUUUAAAAGAAGAAAGGGAGAAGCUUAAUCAAUACCGGGAAUCGGUUAGAAGGCAUUAUGCUGAACUCCAUGCCGGAAUUGGUGAAGGACUUCCAACUGAUUUAGCUCGACCUCUAUCGGUUGGACAACGUGUCAUUGCCAUUCAUCCAAAAACUUGGGAGAUUCAUGAUGGAAGUGUGUUAGAUGUUGAUUAUGGUAGAUACCGAAUUCAGUUUGACAACCCUGAGCUAGGAGUGGAAUUUGUCAUGGAUAUUGAUUGUAUGCCUUUAAAUGCUUUGGAAAAUUUACCUGCUUCCCUUUUGAGACAAAAUGCUGCCAUCCGUAAAUUUGUUGAGAACUACAAUGAGCUCAAAAUGAUUGGGCUGUCAAAAGAAAGCAAGAUGGAAGAGAACAUCAAAUUUACGCAAUGUGAUAACCUGGAGAAUGCUAAUAGUCCCUCUCGUACUUCCCCAUCAACUUUCGGUGUUGGCAAUUUGUCACAGCCAGUUAAGGUUGAUUCAUCGAGUCCUAAUUUACAGCUUAAAAUUGGGCCUACUGAAACUGUUUAUAGUCAACAAGCAAUGAAUUCUCAGCAUUCUGCCCUGUCGCUGGCGCAGGCUAGGGAGGCUGAUGUCGAAGCUCUUUCUCAGUUGACUCGUGCUCUUGACAAAAAGGAAGCCGUGGUGUCUGAACUGCGACGAAUGAACGAUGAGGUGUUGGAAAACCAGAAAGGUGGAGACACUUGCCUAAAGGAUUCAGAUUCUUUCAAGAAGCAAUAUGCUGCUGUUCUUUUACAGUUAAAUGAAGUCAAUGAACAGGUUUCUUCUGCUUUGUUUUGCUUGAGGCAACGUAAUACAUAUCAAGGGGCCUCCUCGGGUAAGUUGCUGAAGCACUUGGCUAAAAUCGGUGAGCAGGGCUCUCAGUUGAGCUCUUUCGGUCAUGCUAUGCAUCAUGUCCAAGAAUCAGUAUUCCAUGUGGCUGAAAUUGUUGAAACUUCGAAAAGGGAAGCUCGGUCAAUGGUUGAUGCAGCUAUGCAGGCUAUGUCAUCUUUGCGAAAAGGGGGGAAAAGCAUCGAGGUGAUUGAGGAGGCGAUAGAUUUUGUAAAUAACCAGCUUUCACUGGACGAGUUUAGCGUGCCUGCGCCGAGGUCUGCUGCCCCAACAGACUUGAUCCGCAGACACGAUCAUCUGUCAUAUCCUUCCGCAACUGGUCAUAUACCCGAGAUGAAGCUGCAAAGUUUGUCUGACCAAGACGAAUUAAUAAUCCCUUCAGACCUUAUUUCACAUUGCGUAGCCACCUUGCUCAUGAUACAGAAAUGUACAGAAAGGCAGUUCCCACCAGGAGAUGUUGCAGAAGUUCUAGAUUCAGCUGUUACAAGUCUGAAGCCAUUUUGUUCACAGAAUCUACCAAUUUACACAGAGCUACAGAAGUGUAUGGGAAUCAUUAGGAAUCAAAUCUUGGCAUUGGUCCCUACAUGAAAACCACCAGGUAUGUCGUAAUUCCUCCAUUGUUGUUGUAAAAAUUCUCUGCACUCUUAUCCUUUUUUUUUAUAUUUAGUCCUUUUUUGACCCUUUUAAUAUGAAUAAAAAAA